AGUCUGCCUCCAAUUGCAGAGGGACCCAAGUGAUUCUCUCACUCACGCAGGGCUUGUUCAGCUGCCUUGGAGUCCCAUGCCCCACCUGUCGUUCCCCGGGGAUCAUGUCCUUCCCAACACUUUUUUUAGGGAAGAAGCUUCUUUUGCUGCUGCCUCUCCUCAUGUGCUUUACAUCCAGAGUUGGGGGAAAGAUCUUCAGACGCUGUGAACUGGCCCACUUAUUGAAGGUGUCUGGCUUGGAAGGUUACCGUGGAUACAGUCUAGCUGACUGGGUCUGCUUGGCCUUCUAUGAGAGCCACUUUGACACGGCAAUUGUGGACCACGAAGCUGACGGCAGCACCAGCAAUGGCAUCUUCCAGAUCAACAGCCACCUUUGGUGUGAAGAUUACAAACACUUCCAGCCGAACUUCUGCAAAAUGCAUUGCAGCGAUCUGCUGACCAGUGACAUCAAGGAUGACAUUGUCUGUGCCAUGAGGAUAGCACAAGGACCAAGAGGCCUAGGAGCAUGGAUGGGUUGGAGGGAAAAUUGCGAAGGCCUUGAUUUGUCUGCCUGGUUGAAAGGAUGUAUUCUGUGAGAGAAUAACAAGGAGGACAGAAAGGCGGCUGU
Messenger RNA from Podarcis muralis (Common wall lizard), 607 nucleotides. RefSeq names its product sperm acrosome membrane-associated protein 3-like. The record is from RefSeq and is a predicted model, not a curated record. Gene Ontology annotation, biological process: fusion of sperm to egg plasma membrane involved in single fertilization. Lineage: Eukaryota; Metazoa; Chordata; Lepidosauria; Squamata; Lacertidae. Gene Ontology annotation, molecular function: lysozyme activity. Gene Ontology annotation, cellular component: acrosomal vesicle; sperm flagellum.